Vespa velutina is the source of this 1101-nucleotide messenger RNA. RefSeq names its product membrane-bound transcription factor site-2 protease (gene S2P). Gene Ontology annotation, cellular component: cytoplasm; membrane. Lineage: Eukaryota; Metazoa; Arthropoda; Insecta; Hymenoptera; Vespidae. Gene Ontology annotation, biological process: membrane protein intracellular domain proteolysis; regulation of response to endoplasmic reticulum stress. Gene Ontology annotation, molecular function: metalloendopeptidase activity; protein binding. The record is from RefSeq and is a predicted model, not a curated record.
AUGGGUGCUGGACCAUUUACAGAUAUAAAAAACAGUAUAUUACUGGAAACCAAUGUUGCUGGACUUGAUAUGCCAUUUAAUGAAAUUGGAUAUUAUACAGUAACUGGUAGUUGUACCAUAGUUCAUGAACUUGGUCAUGCAUUAGCUGCAGUCAGAGAAGAUGUACAGUUAUAUGGCAUAGGAAUAUUAUUAGCUUUUACUAUACCAAUAGCUUAUGUCAACAUAAAUAAUGAACAAUUUAUAUCAUUGCCAAUUACGUAAUCAAUUGAGAAUACAUGUGCAGGAGUUUGGCACAACAUAAUUCUUGCAGCUUUAGCUGCAGUAAUCUUGUGCUUUUCAACAUGGUUCUGUCCUCUUUAUAAUCUUUAUAGUGGAGUCUAUGUAAAAAACAUUUUACCUAAUUCACCUGUAAGAGGUCAAAACGGUCUUUUAGAACAUGAUAUAAUAUAUAAAGUAAAUAAUUGCCCCAUUAAACAUAAUGAAGGACUGGUACCACUGUAUAUAAAUAUUAUUCAUCAGCCUGCUCCUGGAUAUGUGUUAAACAAUCUUUUAUUCAGGUACUACCAAGAAUCCAUCUAUACAAAGAAAUAAUUGGAUGUAGUAGUAAAUUGUUGUACUUUAGAUAGCGAGACAACUGGAAGUCUAUGCUUUGAAUACCUAGAAGGGCCACAGGGUGCACCUCUCCUACCACCACAUUCCUGUCUUCCAGCAAGAACCAUGAUCAAUCAGUCUCAAAACUAUUGCCAAGCAAGCCAUGAGUGUUCCUCUCAAGAUACACAUUGUAUAAAACCGUCUUUAGAUAAUGUAAUCUAAGGUAUGUAAUAUCUAAUCGUAACUAAAAGUAAGAUGGGAAAAGAUGUAUUAUUUUUUGGGCAUCCAGCUGAUUACAGAACAGUCGAUGUAUCAGAUUGGGUUCCUAAAUACAGUUUUUUAAAUCCUAGCAUUCCUGAAUCUCUAUCCCUACUUGGUAAAUAUAUCACAAUGUUUUCAGCUGGAUUGGCUGUUAUUAAUGUGGUACCUUGUUUCUUUUCAGAUGGUCAGUACAUUAUAAAUAUAGCUUGCUCUUUGUAUGUAUCGGAUAUAAUCCCUAUAUAAUAGAAA